Salvia hispanica is the source of this 1786-nucleotide messenger RNA. RefSeq names its product Tetratricopeptide repeat (TPR)-like superfamily protein. Lineage: Eukaryota; Viridiplantae; Streptophyta; Magnoliopsida; Lamiales; Lamiaceae. Gene Ontology annotation, molecular function: protein binding. The record is from RefSeq and is a predicted model, not a curated record.
CACUUCUUCCCUCCCUCUCUCACUGUCUCUCCCUCACUUGUCUUUCUUUCUCUAUCUUUUCGUGUGUGAGUGUGAGUGUAAAACCUGCUCACUCCACCAUUUCCACAGUCUUUCAAUCAUCUUAAAAAACCACAAAAAAGCAAGCACAAGAUGAUGAAAGAAAUGUGCAAUGCGCCACCCGGUUUCCGGCCAACAAAAUCUGCUCCUGCGUCACCGGCGAAGCCACUUGGCAUCGCCCGAACCCAUUCGGAUACCUUCCACGUCGCCAACAAGGUCCCGGCCGGCGACACCCCCUACGUCCGUGCCAAAAACGUUCAACUAGUGGAGAAGGAUCCGGAGAGGGCGAUACCCCUAUUCUGGGCCGCCAUUAACGCCGGCGACAGAGUCGAUAGCGCGCUCAAAGACAUGGCCAUCGUGAUGAAGCAGCAAAAUAGGGCUGAAGAAGCCAUUGAAGCAAUCAAAUCAUUACGCAGCCGUUGCUCCGAUCAAGCGCAGGAAUCCCUCGACAACAUCUUAUUGGACCUCUACAAGAGAUGUGGGAGAUUGGAUGACCAAGUAGCGCUCCUGAGGCGCAAGCUGUUCCUAAUCCAGCAAGGCAUGGCCUUCAACGGCAAGCGCACCAAAACCGCCCGAUCGCAGGGGAAGAAAUUCCAAGUCUCCGUCGAGCAAGAGGCCACGCGACUACUGGGAAACUUAGGGUGGGCGCUGAUGCAACAGAACAACUACAUCGAAGCAGAAGAGGCGUAUCGGCGAGCGCUUGUGCUGGCGCCGGACAACAAUAAGAUGUGCAAUCUCGGCAUUUGCCUGAUGAAGCAGGGCAGAAUCGGCGAGGCUAAGGAUACGCUGCGGCGGGUGAAGCCGGCGGUCAUCGACGGGCCGAGGGGCGUCGACUCGCACCUCAAGGCCUACGAGAGGGCUCAGCAGAUGCUCAGAGAUCUCGAAUCGGAGAUGAUGACUAAAGGAGGCGCCGAUCGCGUCGAGCAGAGUAAGCUGUUCGACGCCUUUUUAGGCUCCUCCGCGAUCUGGCAGCCUCAGCCGUGCAAAGAGAGCCGCGCCGCCCCCGCCUUUCCUGCUGCCGCCGCGGCCUUUGCUGAUGAGAAUGUCAUCAGCAGAAACAUAAUCGCUGCUCCGGUCAACCGUUUAGCCGCCUUUCCUGCUGCCGCCGCGGCCUUUGCUGAUGAGAAUGUCAACAGCGGCAACAUAAUCGCUCCGGUUAAUCGUUUAGCGGCGAAGAAUAGUAAUAACAUAAUCGCUCCUCCGGUUAAUCGUAUAGCGGCGAAGAUUAGUAAUAGCAGUGUGGUGAAUCUGAACAUCGACGCGCAGCCGUUCUACUCGUCUAAGGUGGCGGCGGAGGGAUUGAAGAGGAGCAGAUCGGGCAGUGCAGCGGAUCUCGCGGCGGCGAUCGAGAAGGAGGAUAAUUGGGCGGAUAUUUUGCCGGAUAGCAAGGAUUUUGAGGAUGCGAUAAUGGCGGCCGUUUUGGGAGGUGAGAGCGAUGUGUUAAAGAAGAAGAAGGUGGUGGAUAAGAGGCUCAAGGUUUUUCAGGAUAUAACGACGUCGUUGAGUCCUAAAGCAGCAGCAUCGCGGAUUUUUUAACUGAUAAGUGAAAACUUAUGCUAAUUUGAUUUAAUUUAGUUACAAUUCCAAAUUUAUUAAUGUUCAUUUAAGGGCUAGAGAUGGAGAUGAGCUUGUUCUCCUUGAGUUUAUUACGACAUGUUCGUGUAAUCCCACACUAUAAUAAAAUGGUUUAUUUCAGUAUUUUCAAUAAAACACUGUCUUUUUUCGUUUA